CAUGGCUUCCAUUUCAUGUACUGGUGCUCCUACUCACUCAUGCUUCACCUUCAACUCCUUCAGUUCUUCAGCUUCUGCAGUCAAACUCAACACCCAGUUUCUGGGUACCCGGAAAAGACUGGGUUUGGUCAGACCCUUGGGCCUGGGACCCUCCAAUGGCUCCAGAGCCAAGUGCUGGUUCAAGUUCGGUAAAAACGGUAUUGAUGCUGAGGGUGCUGGAAUCUACGGAAGCCAAUCGCGUGAUGAUUUUGAUAAAGAUGAUGUUGAGCAGAUGGGAGUGGCGAAGCGAGUUCUGAGGGCAGGAACUGGUCCCAAACCAGUAGCAGGUCAGAAGGUCACCGUUCAUUGCACCGGUUAUGGAAAAUAUGGUGAUUUGAAUCAGAAGUUUUGGAGCACCAAGGACCUGGGGCAGCAGCCUUUCACUUUCAAAAUUGGGCAAGGUUCUGUCAUAAAAGGAUGGGAUGAAGGUGUCCUUGGAAUGCAAGUUGGAGAAAUUGCGCGUCUAUGGUGCUCUCCUGAUUAUGCAUAUGGAGCUAGUGGAUUUCCGGCCUGGGGCAUACAACCUAAUUCUGUUUUGGUUUUUGAGAUUGAACUAGUAGGAGUUGGUAUAUUAGCAAAUCUAUAUGAUAUGCUAAGUAAUUUGCUUCGCCUCGGGAAUAUACAACUCUGAUGAAAAUGUUGUUUUGGUGAGUAUAUUAUUUUCAGCAUUCAGGUACUCUAUCAGCUUAUGGGUCGGUUAAAUCACUAUGCUUUUAUAUAAGCUUAUGGAUCAGCUUCUGAAAUAAUUUCUUUCCAAGUUUUUGCAUGUCUGAAUAUUUGAAGUAUCGGUUCUGAUAGGGUGCCAAUUGAUUGUGCACCAUCUAGGAACGUAAUUGACAAAUAAUUUACUCUAUAGAGACACGGCAUACAGCGAACAAAAGUCCAUGCUGGAACUUAUUGAAGUGCAGAUUAUGUUUUUUCCUCUUCUGGGUUUUAUAAAGGCACGAGGUGAUCGAGGCUCCAAUAUUUCAUUUUUUGAACCUGGUGAAUAAAACUUUCAAGAAUGAAAGCUGAUUAUUGGCUCUAUGAUUAGUUUGGUGUGUCCGGGAAAUAUGCUUAUAUAUGUAUGACUAAAAGGUUAUAGAAACAGAUACAUUUAGUAGUCCUCUGUGUGGUUUCAUAUAAGCAUCUAUUGAAAGCAGAAACGUAACUCUUUUUCAGAAGGUUUAAUGUACUUAGAAUUGUGUUCCUUAUGAUAUGAAUCAUACCUACAAUCGGAUAUGAAUCAUACUUACACUCCUUAAAAUCACUCCCCAUAUGCUUUUGAGGAUCAUGAUUUGUUGCAUUUAUG
Molecule: messenger RNA, 1330 nt
Organism: Argentina anserina (silverweed cinquefoil)
Lineage: Eukaryota; Viridiplantae; Streptophyta; Magnoliopsida; Rosales; Rosaceae
Product: peptidyl-prolyl cis-trans isomerase FKBP12
Exons: 2
Coding region: 2-670 (222 amino acids)
Biological process (GO): granum assembly; intracellular protein transport
Cellular component (GO): chloroplast stroma; chloroplast envelope; cytoplasm
Molecular function (GO): peptidyl-prolyl cis-trans isomerase activity
Source: RefSeq, a predicted model, not a curated record